UCCCACGACACCCAGGAUGUACACAGUGGUAGUUUGUGUGGCCACAGUCGCCUUGUUCGCCCAAGGAGGGCUGACGAAGCCUAGUGGAGCUCACUACGGUAGUGCCGGUCACGGCGGAGCUGGCUGGUCCGGAGCUGUCUAUGGAGCUGGAUACGGUGCUGGCUAUGGUGCUGGAUACGGAGCUGGAUACGACGGUCCCAAGUACCAUGGACCACUUGCAGUGCCAGUGGUGCUUCCCGAUGGUCACAUAGCCGACACACACGAAGUUGCAGCUGCAAAACACGCACAUCUGUCAGCUGUAGCUAAGGCGGCCGCUACCACAGGAUACGCCGGGGGAUACGACGACGGAAGCUACCAUGGCGACGCAGGAGCUGGAUACGCAGGCGCUGGAUACGCAGGCGCUGGACAUGGUGCUGGAUACGGUGGUGCAGGAUACGCAGGCGCUGGCUACGCUGGAGCAGGCUACGCUGGAGCGGCUGGACAUGGCGCCUACGACGGACCUAAGUACCACGGACCUCUCGCCACCCCUGUUGUUCUCCCUGAUGGACACAUCGCCGACACCCAUGAGGUAGCAGCUGCCAAGGGAGCUCACUUUGUGGCCCUAGCCAAGGCAAAGGCAGCCAGCCACGCCGCUGGGUACGGUGGUGACUACGACGGAUCGUACGCUGGAGGUUAUGGAGCUGGAGCCCUCGGUGCUGGUGCAGGAUACGCUGGUGCAGGAUAUGGUGGUGCAGGAUACGCUGGUGCAGGAUACGCUGGUGCAGGAUAUGGUGCUGGCUAUGGUGGCGCUCCCUACCACGGACCCAUCGCCAAGCCCGUGGUCCUACCCUCAGGCUACCUCGCCGACACCCAUGACGUCGCCGCCACCAAGGGAGCACACCUCGCCGCCGUGGCGCACGCCGCGCACUCCCACGCUGGAUGGGCGCCUCAUGGACACGGAUACCAUUGAGACAAACUGUGAUACCAGGACCUCUUCCCUCCCUUUUUGUAAAUAUGUCACCUCUUAGUUUUAAUAAAUAAGUGUAACAAAUGUGAUUCUCAUUCUAUAUUUAUGUGCAAUUAAAGGUCAGUAUGAACUAACCUAUAA
Molecule: messenger RNA, 1087 nt
Organism: Macrosteles quadrilineatus (aster leafhopper)
Lineage: Eukaryota; Metazoa; Arthropoda; Insecta; Hemiptera; Cicadellidae
Product: fibroin heavy chain-like
Exons: 2
Coding region: 17-949 (310 amino acids)
Source: RefSeq, a predicted model, not a curated record